Molecule: messenger RNA, 2675 nt
Organism: [Torrubiella] hemipterigena
Lineage: Eukaryota; Fungi; Ascomycota; Sordariomycetes; Hypocreales; Clavicipitaceae
Source: the annotation of a GenBank genome assembly
CUCCACUACAGUUCACUGCAAUAUCAACUUUUUUAACCACCGCUGCGCAUAUCACGGCCUGUCUUGGAUAAUAACUAUAUCCGGCUUCUCCUUUCUUUUUUAUUCAAAUGACAUUCAAAUCAUAAAACCUCCCACGAGAUGGUUUCGUCAGCAAAGGGUGCGCGGUUUGCCACCCCACGCAAACCAUCGACCGUGCAAACCUUCACCAAGAAGCCUAACAAACCUGCAAAGCCAAAUGCCAGUAUUCUAAAUUUCUUUCAAAAGACUGCAAAGCCAGAAGAAUCUCUGUUUGUCGGUAGCGUGGAUACUGCCCGGCCAGUUGACAACAAUGACGAUAUAUACGAAAACGAUCAAAACGAGGACGAAGCAUCACCCGUAAAAAAGAGAAAGCUCAGUCAUGACGGGCUACCAGCUUUACCUCUUCUGCAGACGCCGAAUUUCACACAAAACAACACACCAGUUGCAAGCUCCAAAAAGAUGGUUAAUCAACCUUUUAUGAUGGAUUCUGACAGCGAGGACGAGGUUGACGAAGACGAGCCUUCACUCCCAACCAAUCCUCCCCCACCUCCACCGCCAUUGGCGCAAUCCGAAUCAACGAGUAACUCUAUCCCGGUCGCUACCAUAUCGCCGCUAGUGAAAAAAGAGGAGCAACCAGAUACGAAUAGAGAUGCAUUAGGUUCAUUCGAGGAAGAUGACGAUGUUGAUCUGGAUACAUUCGAGGGCGAAGAGAUGCGCGAGCGUCGAUUCAUGCAGGAGCAGGCACGGCUAGAGGCAGAAGAAGCAGGCGAUACCUCGUGGCUACAAGACCAGUUUGGCGAUGAUGGAUACGACGAUGGAUCUAUGACCGAAGCCUGUCCCAUAUGUAACGGAUCACUAGCUGGUGCUUCUCCCGACGAGGCCACACGCCAUGUGAAUGCUUGCUUGGAUGGAAACCCGACACCUCUCCCUGCUGCGUUGAAAGACGAAUCUGAGGAACCGACAGAAGUAGAGGCAUCUGAAGUUGGGAAGCGCUUUAUCAAGGCAGCUAUUCCUCGUCCUGGGCAAGCAAACCCGUUUGAUUUGUCAGGAAACGAGAAAUCUAGCAAGUCUGCAUUCUCUCAGCUCAUGUCCGGCAAUGCAGAAGACAGUGCUUGGGCCACUGCGGCAGCCGCUGAGAAUGCCUCCCGUGGUAGGCCUGCAUAUAUGCGCACCUGUCCGUUUUAUAAAAUCAUGCCCGGAUUCUCAAUAUGCGUGGAUGCUUUUCGCUAUGGUGCAGUCGAAGGAUGCAAGGCAUAUUUCCUCAGCCACUUUCACAGCGACCACUAUAUUGGCCUAACAGCCAACUGGACUCACGGACCUAUCUAUUGCAGCCGAGUCACUGGCAGCUUGGUCAAGAAGCAGCUUAGAACUGCGGAAAAGUUCAUUGUCGAGUUGGAGUUUGACCAGUCCUAUGAUAUACCAGGAACGGACGGUGCAAAGGUGACCAUGAUUCCAGCCAACCAUUGUCCUGGCAGUUCCAUGUUUAUAUUUGAAAAGCCAGUUGGGCCCGGCCCUAGUAAGAAGCUGAAGCGAAUUUUGCACUGCGGCGACUUCAGGGCAUGUCCAGAGCAUGUUCAGCAUCCGUUGUUGAAACCCGAUCUCCCAGAUUUGUCAACUGGCAAGCUACGUCAACAAAGGAUUGAUAUAUGCUAUCUCGAUACAACAUAUUUGAAUCCUCGAUACUCCUUUCCUCCGCAAGACGACGUUAUUCAGGCAACGGCUGAGCUCUGUGCCACGCUAGCUGCUGAUCCUGACAACCAAGACGUAUUAGAUCAAAGCAAGGUUCCUGUGGGCAACGCAACCGUCAGUAAAUACUUUCAAUCAGAUAAGACUGCGGACAAAUCGAGCACGGUGGCUCCAGCCAAAGGCAAACGCCGCCUGCUUGUCAUCUGUGGCACAUAUUCUAUCGGCAAAGAACGCAUCUGCGUUGCCAUUGCAAAAGCUUUGGGUUCGAAAAUCUUUGCCACUCCUGCGAAGAUCAAGAUUUGUAAACAACUUGAUGAUCCUGAAUUGUCAGAGCUGUUAACGUCUGAUCCAACCAAAGCUCAAGUUCACAUGCAAAUGCUGAUGGAAAUUCGAGCCGAAACCCUGCAAGAAUACUUGAACAGCUACAAACCACAUUUCACUCAUAUUGUCGGCUUCCGUCCAAGCGGAUGGAACUUUAGACCGUCGAAUGGUAAGGCCAUUGGCGCGAAUUCGGUACCUUCCACAAUAUCUACACAACAGAUCCUGCAUACCAAAGCCUGGAGAACACGAUUCAAAACGCAAGACUUUGUAGCCCAGAGAGGCAGUACCAAGGAAGCUAUGUGCUUUGGAGUCCCGUAUUCAGAACACAGCAGUUUCCGCGAGCUUGCCAUGUUCCUAAUGUGCCUUCGUAUUGACAAGGUCAUCCCAACUGUCAACGUUGGCAGCGAACAGUCUCGCAAAAGGAUGAAGGCGUGGAUUGAUAAGUGGAUGUCAGAUAGACGAAAAGGAGGAUUGGUCACGCCGCUUAUCGAAGGUGACGAUGAAGAGAACCCCAAAACUGUCAUGUGGGAUGGCAAGAGUGGGAAUGGAGGCAAUGCGUGGUGGUAGCACGCUCUUCAAUUAUGUAGAAUUACGUAUUCCUGUAUACUAUAUCACGAACAUAGCCACGAAAUUUGAAACGAUUUUACUUC